This is a messenger RNA of Cuscuta epithymum, 2568 nucleotides long. The record is from the annotation of a GenBank genome assembly. NCBI's taxonomy places the organism in Eukaryota, Viridiplantae, Streptophyta, Magnoliopsida, Solanales, Convolvulaceae.
AGGCAUCUAUAGACCCCUCUCCUUCUGUCUGGCACCCAAAAAACACUGCCCCUUUUCCGAUUUUGGCGGGAGUUGAAAAAAAAGAGAAAAAUGAAAGCGCGCGAAAAUGCUCUCCCCCGGCCACUGCGGAGACGGACACGGAAAGUAGAGAUUGAUGAACCGGAGGCGGAACCCAAACCCAACGAGGACCCGGAUUUGGAUCUGGAGAAAGCAAGGCUCAUAAGCUUAGCUAUUGAUUUCGGAUUUGACGAAGACUCCGCCAAUAAGUGUUUGGAUCGCAUAAUUGAACUCUACGGUGAGGAUGGAAAUGAUUUCAUCACAGUUGAACACUUCGGCGACGAUUUUCUUGCCGCUUUGGCCGAUUCAAUGCAAGACGCUGAGGAUUGGGAUGAUCUGAAAGCCAUAGAAUCAGAAGUUUGUUGUACUAUGGCUGAUAUUCUGGAUAAGGAUGUUCUAGGCGACGCUGAAGCUGAAAAUGACGGAAAUAUUCCUAGAUACAUCACAGGGUACUCACCAGAGAGUACAAGGAAAAUGAAUCCAGUGGUGUUGGAUUCUUCUAGUGACAGUGAAGAUAUCCACUAUGACGGAAAGGUAGACAAGACCAGUGCUCCCCAGACUCCUUCACAUGCAUUUGGCUUUGUUACGAGCAGUGAAUGUGCUACUUCAAGUUCACAUAGGUCUCCUUCUCAAUAUGCGAAAUGUGCAAGCAAGGUUUCUAGAAGUUCCUUUUCAUCUCUAUCAAGUAACUCAAGGUCUUUAUGGACAUCGGUGAAUGGAGAUGUAACUCUUACUUACGGAGAAUUGCAGCGGUUGGAUGACAUUGAGUUAGCAAAUGUUGUAGUGUUUGGAAACCGCACUUUUAGACCUUUGCAACAUAAAGCUUGCCAAGCUAUUUUGCAAAAGCGUGAUUGUUUUAUUCUUAUGCCUACUGGAGGUGGUAAAAGUUUGUGCUACCAGCUUCCUGCAAUCCUGCAGCCAGGUGUUACAAUUGUAGUGUCACCUCUACUCUCACUCAUUCAAGAUCAGAUAAUCACAUUAAACCUUAAGUUUGGAAUACCAGCAACGUUUUUGAAUUCUCAGCAGAGUUACUCACAAUCAGCUGCUAUAUUGCAAGAAUUAAGGCAAGGAUCUUUUAACGAAGCAGAUUAUUGGUAAAGGACAUGAGUUAGCUGAUCUUUAUAUUUUGGAUACAUCCAUCACAAAAGGAAAGAUAAACCUUCAUGUAAGCUCCUUUAUGCAACUCCUGAGAGGAUAGUUGGAAACCUACAUUUUCAAGAGGUGCUUACUUCCCUACACAGGAAGGGAAACUUAGCUGGGUUUGUCAUUGAUGAAGCACAUUGUGUAAGCCAAUGGGGACAUGAUUUCAGACCAGAUUAUAGACUCUUGAGUUGUCUCAAGCGAAACUUCCCAUAUGUACCUGUGAUGGCAUUAACUGCUACAGCAACCCACACAGAUAUUUUGAAGAUCUUAAAUAUCCCUCGUGCUCUUGUACUUGAGACGAGUUUUGAUAGAUCAAACUUAAAGUAUGAAGUGAUUGGAAAGGGCAAGGAGCCGCUAAAGCAGCUUGGAGAAGUAUUAGCCAAUCGAUUCAAGAAACUUUGUGGGAUUAUUUACUGCCUUUCAAAAAGUGAGUGCAUGGAGGUUUCGAAGUUUUUGAACGAAAAGUGCAAGAUUAAAUCCACAUAUUAUCACGCUGGGUUGUCGGCACGUCAGAGAGUCACAGCUCAAAGGAGUUGGCGUGCUGGAGAAAUUGAUGUUGUGUGUGCCACUAUUGCUUUUGGGAUGGGAAUAGACAAACCUGAUGUUCGGUUUGUUAUUCACAACACAAUGUCCAAAUCAAUUGAAAGCUAUUAUCAGGAAGCGGGAAGGGCAGGGAGGGAUAACCUCCCUGCAACAUGUGUUGUUUUAUAUCAGAAGAAGGAUUUCAGCCGGUUGGUAUGCAUGUUAAGAAGCGGUCAAGGAUAUAGAAGGGAAAGCUUGAAGUUGGCUAUGGAUCAAGCUAGGAAGAUGCAGAGCUACUGUGAACUAAAGAAUGAAUGCCGUCGGCAAGCAUUAGUUGGACACUUUGGGGAGUUGAUUAACCGCAGUGCUUGCAGAAAUGGUUCCAAUCCUUGUGAUAACUGUCUCAAAAUAUCCUCAUAAAGCUUGCUUGAUAUAUAGAUGAUCGAGCAUCUGCUGUCCAGAGUUGCUGUUUUCCCUCGUUGUCCAAGCAUUGCUGCGAAUGCAGCCUGCAGGGCUCGUUGAUUAUACUCCAGGUAGGGGUGUAAAUGAAAUGGAUUCAGCUCAUCUGCCUUGCUUUGGCAUUAUACUCCAAGUAGGGGUGCCUGCCCAUUUUGAGUCAUCUGAUAAAAAAAUCAAUGAGAAAAGAUGAGUGGGUCUAUUUAGGUUAUCCCUGCCCUCUAUUUAGAUAAGGUACUUUGCCAUAACGCAAAAGAUCUCAAUCCAAAUUAAAUCAUAUACUACUGGGUGGAGUAUAUAAAUUUCCAAGUUUAUUUAGAUACGUAUGAUUGGAUUCUGAAAUAAAUGCUUCAAUUACUGCUUUCAUUUUUUAUCACUCAUUUCAUAUUU